This is a messenger RNA of Malassezia globosa CBS 7966, 2034 nucleotides long. RefSeq lists its product as uncharacterized. The transcript has a single exon. Gene Ontology annotation, biological process: intracellular signal transduction. The coding region runs from base 1 to 2034 and encodes 677 amino acids. The record is from RefSeq and is a predicted model, not a curated record. Lineage: Eukaryota; Fungi; Basidiomycota; Malasseziomycetes; Malasseziales; Malasseziaceae.
AUGAGACGCGCACAAACCAAGUCGCCGGAUAGUGCAGAGAACGCACAAAACAAAGAGAAUGAAGCAAAGAAUGCAGGUGAAUCUUCCUCAAUGCGCGCAUCGAGUCCCUGGAACCAAUCGCCAGAUCCUCAGGCUGCAGCUGAUGCAGGCCCAACACGACCAACAAGCCCGGGGAAUGGGGUGCCAAAACCGAUCGCGCUACAAUCAAAUGAACAGUGGCUAAUGCGAGUAAAUAGGCAGGGUCUUCCAAUAUGUCGAGAUCUGCACGGUCUUUUCACCACGGUGGUCAUUUCACUCAGUGAUCGAUGGCCAGACUGGCGCUUCCCCCUCGCAUUCGUUUUGCCUGCAGCAAUUCAGCGAAUGCAAGCAUUGCAGUUUGUUCAAAUUGUCCGUGACUCGGCCAACAAUAUGCAAAAUAUGCUAUCACUUAGUCAAACCAAGACGUCAUUCACUAUGAACAGUGACACAGCCUCCCACAUUUGCCAGGCAUUCAUCCGAGCAGGGCUUCUGGAGCGCAUGGCAGGCCAGGAAGACGAAGUUUACACACCUUCGCCAAAAGGUGUGCACUUAAUUGACCGCUUCGUGAUUCGGCAUGGCAUUGCGACGCGCAGCGUGAGCAACCUGUUAAACGUGCACCCCAUUUGUGACAAGUUGUUGUUCAUGGAACGUGAUGAACAGGAUGACGUACUACUCAGUGAUGCAGUUGUGCGGAUUGUGUUUCACCGAAUGGUAGGCUCGUCACCACGGCGCUCAGAGCCGAGUGCAAUGGGCAUGGCACUUACGACGAGCUAUGCGAAAGACAGCGCAGGUCAAAUGUAUGAGACUGCGAGUUUUUCAUCCUUUGAUGCACUCCAAUGGCUUGUCCAGUACACCACGCUUGUCUCUGUGGACGAGGCUAUUGUACUUGCCGCCCAUAUGGUUCGCCUGGGUUGGAUUGAGGCAGAAGCCCUUAUGGAGCCAGCUCUUUCUAACAAUGUGGCCACGGUGCGCGUCGAUGAAUCAUUGCGCGCUGACCAUGCGGCGUGUGAAGGUACAUUUAUUGAAGGCGAAGUAUACCACCUAACGGAGCUCGGUGUCACUAUCGCAUGGAAAGUUGACUGGGUUGAGCAGCCAGCGUCGAUGCCCGCCGAUGAACGUCCACCGACGUCCUUCUUCUUUGGUGAUCGGUCAAAUGAGAUGCGCUCUGUAUCGCCACGUCUCGAGGGCUUCGAAGUGUACGGCUCCUAUGUGCAUGCAAGCCCGACGGAGGCCGAGCCCCGAGACACGGCCAAGGGCGCCACAUCAGCUACAGCACCAUCGGCCACCUCCGUCCCAUCUCCGGCUCCGGGGCCAAAUUUGGACUCAGGUUCAGUCCCUUCUCGCUCACCAAUCCCAGAACCACAACGGAUCGCUAGUCCGCCAUUAGAUCCAGUUGUGCGUAUCCCCAUAACAGAGGUACUGCGUCGUGCUCACGUGCGACGCUCAUUUUAUGCUUUCUUGAAGAGUAUGAGAGGUGACGAAGUCCCGCAGCAUGAAGCAGCGCCAGUGCGGUUCUGGUGUGGUGUUGAGUGGUUUCGCUCCGAUUGUCGUCUCGCUACGUCUGGCACGCUAGCGGACUUGCCUGAUGUCGAUGUUGUGGAUGUGUUGCCUUCUGAUAUGGAUCGCUCUCAACACACAAAACCAGGAACGGACGGGAUGCCAGGACCUAAGAUGCGUGCCAUCCAGCAACCUGUUUUAUCUCGAAGUGCCCAGCUACGCAUGGGCAAUCUCCUUGAAUCACAUGCUCUUGACGAGCACAUAUCAAGCGCCACACGAGACUCUCUCGCUUCAGCGCUGGAUGCAUAUGUCAAAAUGCCAAGUCCAACAGCCGAGCAGGGUCGUGACGGUGGCAGCUCCGUGUCAAGCCAUGAUGCCACGCGUAAGGUUGAGAAAGUUCUGGCGAAUCUCUUGGUCCAUUGUGCUGCAGCGCAGAAAGAGAUCAUGAAGCGGCUAAGCCAAAGCACCCUGUCACAGUACUAUGAUGCAAUGGAUAAUGGUGAUUGGGACCGGCUGUAA